Messenger RNA from Cyanidioschyzon merolae strain 10D, 1353 nucleotides. Its product is annotated as ATP citrate lyase. Gene Ontology annotation, cellular component: cytosol; succinate-CoA ligase complex. Gene Ontology annotation, biological process: succinyl-CoA metabolic process; tricarboxylic acid cycle. Gene Ontology annotation, molecular function: succinate-CoA ligase (ADP-forming) activity. The record is from RefSeq and is a predicted model, not a curated record. Lineage: Eukaryota; Rhodophyta; Bangiophyceae; Cyanidiales; Cyanidiaceae. The coding region runs from base 1 to 1353 and encodes 450 amino acids. The transcript has a single exon.
AUGGCGUGGAAGAAGAUUCGCGAAUACGACGCUAAACGGCUCCUGAGUCACCACAUGGGUCGACGGCUACGCGCGGUGCAGGUUCAAGCGAACCGCAGUCUCGUGGAGAGCUUGCCAGAGCAGCCGUGGCUCGCGUCCUGCCAACUCGUCGUGAAACCGGAUAUGUUGUUCGGAAAACGCGGAAAGCAAAACCUGGUGCUACUAAAGGCGGACCUUGAACAAGCGGUAGAUUUCGCUGAGGAUCUCAUAAAGCGACGGGGCGAGAUCGAGGUUCAGGGCGUUCGCGGGCGAAUCACAACCUGCAUCGUCGAGCCGUACCUUCCCCACGACGUCGAGUAUUAUCUGAGUAUUCAAAGUGUCCGCAACGGUAACGUGAUCAGUUUCAGCUGCGCUGGUGGUAUGGAUGUUGAAGAGAACUGGGAUAAACUUAGAACGGUGCAACUGGGUCCGACGGAGACGCUCCAGGAGCGUCACUUUGCCGAGCUGUUUACGGACGUUGCGCGUGAGCAAUCGCGCCAGGUUUUGGAAGCCUAUGUAGAUAGGUUGUACGCCAUAUUCGAUGAUCUGGACUUUACGUUCCUUGAGAUGAACCCGUUGACCAUAGCUGCGUUCCCUGGUGAUGAUGGUCAACCUGCACCCGAGCCGCAGGUGUGGCCUCUGGACCUGCGUGCCGAGCUCGACUCGUACGCAGGAUUCAAAAACGCUCGCAAAUGGCUGAACGUACAGUUUCCUGAACCCUGGGGAUGCUCCAAGUGGCCUCAAGAGCGCUUGGUUGCGAACCUGGAUGCCACAUCGAGCGCAUCGCUCAAACUGACGGUUCUGAAUCCGAAGGGCAGGAUUUGGACGAUGGUUGCUGGCGGCGGAGCUUCUGUUAUUUACAGCGAUACCGUCGUCGAUCUCGGGUACGGUGACGAACUUGCAAAUUAUGCGGAAUAUAGCGGUAAUCCGAAGCCAGAAGAAACCUAUCUAUUUGCUCGAGCGAUCCUCGAACUGGCUACAAAUGAGCCGGACGGGAGGCCGCGUUGCCUCCUCAUAGGUGGCGGGAUUGCGAAUUUUACCGACGUUGCAGCGACCUUUACUGGUAUUGUUCAGGCCUUGAAGGAUUUUGCAGGAAAGCUGCAGGUAGCGCGAAUGAAACUCUUCGUUCGACGCGGAGGUCCGAACUACGAAACCGGUUUGCGUAUGAUGGAAGAGGUUGGCGAGCAGCUCGGCAUUCCGGUAGAGGUCUACGGACCUGAUGCCCAUAUGACGUGUAUUGUGACGCGUGGCAUCGAAUGGAUUACAGGCGAUGCUUCAAAAGAGAACGAAAGCGAGUCUUUGACGCCGAGGCGGCGGCUGCGAGCGUCCGCUUGA